Angiostrongylus costaricensis is the source of this 3375-nucleotide messenger RNA. The record is from the annotation of a GenBank genome assembly. Lineage: Eukaryota; Metazoa; Nematoda; Chromadorea; Rhabditida; Metastrongylidae.
AUGCAGGUGGCGUUUGGGAAUUCUCGAGUGCUUUACGAGAAAGACAAAUUGGCGCACAAGUUUAAUAAAGGAACGAAAGAGGAUGACGUUCGCAUUCCACUUGGACCUAUUCAGGACCGUGAUACCGACGAUGCGAAGCACAAACUAUGGUGCAGUGAGUAUGUUGUCCAUGACGUUGCUCAAUUGUUGCCUUAUGAGGCUCCGUCUAUGGAUCUACUAUUCUUGAAUGCCCCUAGACCGUACAAUAGGUUUCCGAUGGGCUAUCGACCACUGAAUCGAAGAGGUGGUAUACAAGCGAGAUCAACCUUCAAUCUUUACCCAUCUGAAAGCGAAACUGAUACGAGGUACCACGAUGCUGCCAUGCUCCUUUCCCAUACAACCUUGACUGAAAUGAAGAACAAUUGUGCUUCGUCUAGCGAUUAUCGGCGCCGGAGCGCAGAUCCUGUGAUAAAAGUUAAUAGCCAGUUCUCUUUACCAACAUCCCCAGUCCAGUCUAUAUCUUCUUAUGACGAAAUUCCGUCAGAUAAUUUUCACAAAUGGAGGAAUUCUCAGGCAAAUGAUCCUAACUGUGAACCUUCCUCUUUUCGACGACAAUCACUAAUGGUAGACCCUUGCCACUCUAAGCAAUUUCUCAGAAGGUUACAACUUCAAAAGGAAAAAAUUGAGAACCACGAAGGUGAGAAGCAACUAGCAAGUGGUAUGCUGUACUCUUACGAAAUAGUUGAUCCACUGACAAGAGGGAAUUACUCAAACGUAGUUUGGGAAAACAGGGCUUCAGUUCCUACAGAAGAUUGCGUUCAGUCAUUCGCAGUUACUCCAUCACAUUUGCACAAAACACAGUCUGAUUCAUCCAUUUUUCAAGAGUUUGAUCCUAGAAUGUCUCUUACGCGAAAUGUUUCAACAAUGAACUUUUCAUCUGCUAUGAAAGAACAUUGUCGCCAAUACGACAGAGGCGGAAGACAAGGACUCUCUCUCCAGUGGAGAGCGCCUAAAGAAGGUUUUUUCGCGUCAAAGCAUCAGAAAGGUCCAAGUUGGAUAACUGAUCCUCCACCUCCAUUCGCUUUUCGAGGAAACGAUGAUAUACCAGUGUUUACUUCAACGGCAAAGUGUGAUAAGAAUUCGGACGCUUGUGAAAUGUCUCAUACUAGACUUGAUGAAAACAGGGUUUUGAAAUCUAGAGAUAGUCAGCUGAUUCCAGAACAGACUUACUCAUUCGUCGAACCUGAAUUGCAAAUACUAAAUAACGAGGCAGGCGGUAAAGUACCGACUGGUGUGCAGUAUUCAACAGAGGGGAUAGCUCAGUCACAAUUGCCACUUCGUAAGUGGAAAAAUGUGGAGGUUUUACCUCCUGCGUCUAACGAGGGGGAGUGUUAUUCCAAUGUGUCAAAGUCUGGACGAAAUAGCCGGAAGCAGUCUUUCUCGCAUGAAAAUAAAUCUUCUGGUUCAAAUAUUUCUGUUGCGACUAUCGAGGGUGACGCAAAAUCGCGUUUUGUUCGGUCGUCAUACCAUGAAUACAAAAGAAGGAAUAAUGGUCUUGGCGAGGACAUUGUGUUUGCCCCUACCCAAUCAAAAGUAUUCACAGGAUUUAGAAAUUUAGACAAUAGCCUUGGUAAUGGUCAUUGUGACCAUGGAACCUCGAAGGAAACUCAGAGUAGAAUGAAUCAUCCCAAAGAGAGAACAUUUGCUAUUGUUUCACGACCUCAAACACCACUUGCAUCUUUACAAAAUGUUAAUGAUUUUACUAAUCCAGUAUUUCAUUUACAACCAAAUUCUUCUCCAAAUGUAGACGAAAACAGACCAAUGCGUGUUUGGUCAAGCAUUCAACCAACGUUCGCUGCAUUCUCGGACAACUGUAUUCCCUCUAAUCGAAACGUAGGGUCGUCGAUGUCAUCAUGUGAUAACGAAUGCGAACCUGACUUUCAUUCACAGUCCUGUUCUCGUCCUGACACUUCAAAUAAUUUUAAACGUAUUGGUGCAACACCAGCUCAUGGUAUUCUUGUUAAAAGUCAUGAAGGAGGCCCACGUGCUUCAAAAAAGGUUGUAUUCCAGUGCGACUCAGACGAGCUUGACCGAUUGCUCCAUGGCAAUGUUGUGUCUGCUGAAGCUCCUCAUCAUGUGAAAGCUUUCGAUAGUGCGUUGUCGGAUGUGGUCGAGCGAUGGUCGAGUCUUUCUGAUCAGAUUGGAGGAGAUAUCACUAUCUUGCGAGAGAUGGUGACGGUCGUGUUCAAUUCUCUACGAUUUUUUUUGUGGACAGCUGCUAGCCGGCCUGAACCAUCAUCUGAGGAGGUCCAAAAAUUGGUUUCACCCAUUGUAAAUCUCUUAUCGGAGAUCAAUAAAUUCAAGGAUUCGAAGAGGAAUACACCGCAGUUCAACCAUCUUUGUGCCGUUGCGGAGGGUAUUCCAGCAGUUGGAUGGGUUUUAGUGAAGAAAACACCAGCACCUUACGUGAAGGAGAUGUUGGAAUCGGCAAUGUUUUACAUUAAUCGCAUACUGAAGGAAUUCAAGGAAGGUGAUCAAAGGAAUGUAGAGUGGGCUCGGCUAUGGAAGCAAGUGCUCGAGGAUAUGCAUACGUUUGUUCGUCAAACACAUACUACUGGUCUGGUGUGGAAUAGUGCACCGGGAUGUUCACCUCCUGAAAUGUGUAAUCAAGUGUCUACUGCGUUGCAUCAUCCUACUUCUGGUGGACAUACCGUUCCUCCUCCACCACCACCUCCACCCUCUUUCUUUGCUGAUAGUACUCCUUGCACUAUUGAUGCAAAUGGCAAAGCGGGUAGGGAUGCUCUUUUUGCCGAGAUCAACAAAGGACAAGCUAUUACAGCUGGGCUUAAAAAAGUUACUGCUGACAUGCAAACCCACAAGAACCCUGCUUUGCGUGGACAGGUUAAUGCUCAAUUCAAUUUUGUUUCAAAUUUACGGGGCAAUAAAGAACCAAAGUCGAAGCCAGUGGCAGGUGCACCGUCGUCCAACCGUCCACCGCUCAUCGAACUGAAAGAUGGCAAACAAUGGAAUGUGGAGUAUGUGGUUGGAAAUUCUAAUGUCGUCAUUAAUAUAACUGAUAAAAAGCAAACAGUUUACGUCUAUAAGUGCGAGGAUUCUGUGAUAACUAUUAACGGGAAGCUGAACUCUAUUACACUGGAUAGCUGUCGUAAAACAUCUGUUGUUUUUGAUGCCUUAGUUACUCAGUGUGAAACAAUCAACUGCCAAAGCGUUCAGAUCCAGACAUUGGGUGAGAUGCCUACGCUUUCUAUCCAGAAGACUGACGGCUGCCAGGUAUAUCUCAGUGAAAUAUCGAAGAAUGCGGAGAUCAUUACCAGCAAGUCCAGUGAGAUGAAUGUGCUUAUCCCAAGGCCAGAUGGCGAUUUUGUUAGUUUCUAA